AUGAAAGUUGAAAACCUAAUAGUUGAUAAUGAAUGGGUUAUGCCUUCUGAACUUCUUGAUAUGGUUUCAAUCAAUGAGCUACCUGUACUCAGUUUGGAGGAAGACAAAAGAAUCUGGAGUGGCACAAUUACCGGGGAUUUCUCUGUUUCUUCUGCAGUUGAGUGUAUUAGAACAAAGUAUUCAAAAGUGAGCUGGGUACAUCAGGUAUGGAAUUACUCAAUUCAUCCAAAUAUUUCAAGCAAUAUAUGGAAACUUAUAAGAAAUAUUUUCCCAACUUAUGAAAAAAUGAAAACUAGGAAAUUUCAACUUGCUUCUAGAUGUUGUUUUUGUAAGAAAGAUGAGGAAACUCUAGAAUACAUUCUAUGGAAAUGCAACUAUAGUGAGAUAAUUUGGAAGUGGUUAGGAGGGAUGUUUAAUUUCAAGAACCCUAAGUCCUUUGAUGAAGUCUUUAGUUUUGCAAAACAUAAAAGUCCUGCAGUUGGUGAAAUAUGGAGAUAUGCUGCUUUCAUUACUCUCAAGGAACUGCGGUUUCAAAGAAAUAGAAGUGUUUAUGAGGAUGAAGUCUUCAAUGAACAAAAUAUUAAAUCAAUAAUCUUGAAACUUACUGCUGAAGGAGAAAUUAGAAUGAAACAGCUCAUGUGGAAUAUUGCAUAUGAUCUGCAAAUGCUAAAACAGUUUGGUUAUGGGAUUAUGGCUAGAAAUGAUAAAGGAGAAGCGGUGGUAGUUAUAGAAGGAGGUCUGGGGAUUGCUACUAAUUUCUUUGCAGAAAUUAUGGCAAUUAUUUGUGCAGGAGAAUGGGCUAUUCAUAAUGGUUUCAGAAUCCUCCUUUUCAGUACAGACUCAAAAGCAGUAAUUGCUGCUUUUGAAAAUUUGAGAGUUCCUUGGUUUGCAAUUGCUAGAUGGAAGCAAAUCUGCAACAUUGCUACCAAAUGUGAGUUUCUUCAUAAUUACAGAGAAGUGAACUUCUCUGUAAAUGAUCUAUCUAACAGAGGAGCAACUAUGCAGAGAGGAGAUCAACACAUAUACACAAGCAAACCUCUCUUCCUUGUAAAUCUUGAAAAUGAAAAGCAGAAGUACUUUAGGACAGUUUAG
Messenger RNA from Papaver somniferum (opium poppy), 1092 nucleotides. RefSeq lists its product as uncharacterized. Gene Ontology annotation, molecular function: nucleic acid binding; RNA-DNA hybrid ribonuclease activity. The record is from RefSeq and is a predicted model, not a curated record. Lineage: Eukaryota; Viridiplantae; Streptophyta; Magnoliopsida; Ranunculales; Papaveraceae. Bases 1 to 1092 code for a protein of 363 amino acids. The transcript has 2 exons.